CCUAGAAGGGAGAAUAGCUUCAGCUUCUCCAUCCACACACACUGCAAAGGAACAGGCGGCCCUGGCUGGACCCUGGGGCAGCCUCCUGGCAUCAUGGCCACAAAACUCCUGACCCUCUUACUCUUCCUGGCCUUCUACCUGGGCAGCCCGACCACAGUCCACAGGAAGCUCCUGGUGUUUCUGCUGGAUGGCUUUCGCCAUGACUACAUCAGUGAUGAAGCCCUGGAAUCCUUGCCUGGGUUCAAAGAGAUUGUGAGCAGGGGGGUGAAAGUCGAUUACUUGACCCCGGACUUUCCCAGUCUUUCCUACCCUAAUUAUUACUCCCUAAUGACAGGUCGCCACUGUGAAGUCCAUCAGAUGACUGGGAACUACAUGUGGGACCCUAAUACAAACAAAUCAUUUGACAUUGGGGUCAACAAGGACAGCUUGAUGCCUCUCUGGUGGAAUGGAUCAGAGCCACUGUGGGUCACCAUGACCAAGGCAAGACGGAAUGUGUCUAUGUAUUACUGGCCAGGCUGUGAGGUUGAAAUCCUGGGUGUCAGACCUUCUUACUGUCUAGAAUAUAAAAAUGUCCCAACGGAUACUGAUUUCGCCAAUGCAGUCAGUAACGCUCUUGACUCUUUCAAGAGUGGCAAAACAGAUCUGGCUGCUAUCUAUUAUGAGCGCAUUGAUGUAGAAGGGCACCAUUAUGGUCCUUCAUCGACUCAGAGGAAAAAUGCCCUUAGAGCUGUGGAUACCAUCCUACAACAUAUGCUCAAGUGGAUCCAGGAGAGGGGUCUGCAAGAUACCCUCGAUAUCAUUCUCUUCUCCGAUCACGGAAUGACCGACAUUUUCUGGAUGGACAAAGUGAUUGAGUUGCAAGACCACAUCAACCUGAGUGAUCUGCUGCAAAUGAAGGACCGGGGUCCUGUUGUGAGCCUUUGGCCAGUGCCUGGGAAACAUUCAGAGGUAGCUCACAAACUGAAGUUGGUGGAACACAUGACUGUUUACGAGAAAGAGGCAAUUCCCACCAGGUUUCAUUACAAGAAAGGAAAAUUUGUGUCUCCUCUGACGUUAGUGGCUGACGAAGGAUGGUUUAUCACUGAGAAAAAAGAAACGCUCCCCUUCUGGAUGAACAGCACGGGGAAGAGGGAAGGCUGGCAGCGUGGAUGGCACGGCUAUGACAAUGAGCUCAUGGACAUGCGGGGGAUCUUCCUGGCCUAUGGACCGGAUUUCAAGUCCAACUUCAGAGCGGCUCCAAUCAGAGCAGUGGAUGUUUAUAAUGUUCUGUGCAACUUGGCGGGGAUAAGCCCACUGCCCAACAAUGGCUCCUGGUCCCGAGUGGCGUGCAUGCUAAAUGGCCACCCCAGUGAGGCGCAUUUGGUGCAGCUGAGCAGCUGUGCUCUAGCAUUCCUUCUCUUGUUACUGUUUGUACAACAGAUCUGAUUCCUUGAGUCCCAAAACAAUGUCGGUCACUGUGUCUCCAAAGUGGAAAGUUGUUGUUUUUCCCUCCUUUUGUAUUUGAAUAAUAGCUUCAUUAACAGAUUCAAGGCUAGAUAAAUUACAACUGGACCAUUUAUGAGAUGGUUAUAUACAUACUCUCCUACACACAAUUCUAUUAUUUUUGAGACACUUUUUUUUUUGCCUGGAGGUAGAGAGCAUCUCAGCUGUCUCUAAUUCAUCUAGCUCUAAACCACUUGCUCUUCAUACCACGAGACUCAAGAUAAAACAACCAGCUGGGCAAAGGUCCUGGCAUUUUGUCAACUGGACUUGGCACCUGUAUUGUUUCUGUCUCCUGGGCCCAUCUCUGCCAUGUUUUCUUGCAAACCAAUCCCUCCCAGGCUAGUCCUAGCCUGUGUCAUGCUGAUAUGCAAGACCAUUAGCUGGUAUUCACAUAUCUAAUCCAGCAUUUAUUUCUUCUACUCAAUAUCAGAAGAGGCCUAGCUCAAUGCCAAUUACUUUCUCUUGCUUCUAAUCCAACUGAAGGGUCAAUUGCUCCUACCAGAACCUUCCAGAUGGGUCCUCCUUUGCAUGGGUCCCUUUGCCCUUCAUCAUUUAGGUGAAAAGUUUGUGAAAUCCCAGAACAAAGCAAAGUGACUGGUUUAUCCAAAGACUGAAUUUAUCAAUCUCUCUAGUGCUGGGUAGCAGAAAGUCACGUUAGAAAUGAGCUAUUAUGAAGAAUCAGAAUGUAACAGGCCCAUAGCAGUGAUUCAUUCCCUUGCCCAGGAUAAGCCCUGGAUAAAGAUUUGCUGAUAUGCUUGCUCAAUGGCAAUGCCAUGAUGGUGCCUGUUUAAAAAAGACUGCUUCCUCCUUAGAGUUUGCUCUGGUAAGUAAGAGAAGGCAUGUAUGUUAUUCCGGGGUAAGCAAUGAUAUUCUUAGUCAUGAAUACAUGGGCACAUUACCAAAAAACUCACAUGAAGAGAAUUCUUUUUUAAGCUUCCACUGGAGAUCAUAAGUAUGCCAAUAAGCAUUUAUUAAGUGCCUACUGUAUGCCAAUGAAAGGCAGCAUGGAGUAGGUGACAGAGAGCUGGCUUGUAGCCAGGAAGACUUGUCUAUAACACAUACUGAACUGUGUGACCCUGGUCCAGUCUUAGUGUCCAACACAGCUCUAAGACUUUGUUGCUAAGAAAGCACCAACUUUUACUGAUAGUUUCUUCAAUAUUAGUGAAACCCCAUAUCCCAUCCCUAUGUGUCAAGCACUGUGGAUACGACAGAAGACAAAAUACACACUGUGGAAGAUAGACUAUGGAAGACAAAAGUGAAACAGUUCCAAGUUGUUGGGGUGUUUUUUCAGUUGUCCAUGUUCAUGCAAAUCAUAUCACAACCCAGAAUGCCAAAGGAAUGGAGGAGGCAGACCAGGUGCAUGUCAGCUAGUCAACAAAACAUCCCUUAAUUAGGCAGCAAGCAUAAUGAACCCACCUCCCGCCUUGCUUCUUUGGAAAUCUCCAAGACUUGAUGGACCAGGAAACACUCUUCUGUUACUGUUUGUAUAACUGGUCUGAUUCCUUGAGUCCCCAGAGACUUAGUGGAACAGAUAACAAAGAGCCUGAGUGGAGAUAUGUUGAGUUUCUUCUCUAAAAAUUUACUGCCAGAGAUCUUGAGAUUUUUCAUUUUAAAAAGGCCUAGUUGGACAUUUUCAAAUGCCAGGAGUGACGGAUUUCUGUCUCAUUGCAUUAUGUAGAAAAGCCACGUGACUGCACCAUAGACUGAGCCCAUCUGAGAAGGUGACUUUUCAUCUGGCUCUGGCCAGCCAUAAGAUGCCUCAGGAGAGAAAGAACCUGCACAAUGCUCACCUUGGAAGACAGUUCUUCUUCCUCAUCUCAAAUCAUGUGACCUGGGGGUUGUCUUCAUGCCAUGAGGUAUAAGAGUAAAGAUUCAUAGCUUUAAAAAAUUCAAAUUAAUCUUCACAGAUAAUUUCUGUAACCUCAGCAAAGGUUUUUGUAAUGUGUUUUUAAAGCUCCAACAACCAUCAAGUCAAUUGGAAUGAAGGCAAAUCAACCUUU
This is a messenger RNA of Phascolarctos cinereus (koala), 3482 nucleotides long. It is a transcript of the gene ENPP6, whose product is annotated as ectonucleotide pyrophosphatase/phosphodiesterase 6. NCBI's taxonomy places the organism in Eukaryota, Metazoa, Chordata, Mammalia, Diprotodontia, Phascolarctidae. Gene Ontology annotation, molecular function: glycerophosphodiester phosphodiesterase activity. Gene Ontology annotation, cellular component: plasma membrane. The record is from RefSeq and is a predicted model, not a curated record. Gene Ontology annotation, biological process: choline metabolic process; lipid metabolic process.